Cuscuta epithymum is the source of this 486-nucleotide messenger RNA. The record is from the annotation of a GenBank genome assembly. NCBI's taxonomy places the organism in Eukaryota, Viridiplantae, Streptophyta, Magnoliopsida, Solanales, Convolvulaceae.
CUCAGUUUCCAAGUUUCAAAAGUAUAAGAAAUUUUUUCCGUCCACAGUGACUGUCCGAUGUCCCGAUUCGGAGGAUAUUGUAACCGAUCCUCCUAAGGGUCACUUUUUCGGGGUGCAUAUUCUUUCCAUAAAAUUAGGAUUCCGCUUUCCCACACACCCUUUGAUUAUCGAGUUUUUAAAUGAUCUUGAAAUUUCACCUUGUCACUUGACUCCGCUCGGUCAUCAGUAUCUGGUAGCUUUCCUGGUCCGGUGUGAGACACUUGGGAUUGAACCGUCCCUAGACCUCUUCAAGCACAUGUUCCGAGCUGGGCAGUGCUCGGCAUCUGAUAGUCUGUCCUGGGUGUCUAUCUCUCAGCGCAACCACUUUGACAUGUGGAAGAUCACUCGUAGCAACGAAGCCAAUUGGAAAGAAGAAUUUGUCUAUGUGUCGUCUGGAUCUCCGUUACCUUUUUCAUCGUCUUUGAAUUGUCGAUUUAAGAAGUAUUC